CUAUGGUGAUGAAAGGCAGAACAGAUUUCACAGCCGGGGUAAAAUACGGUGGAAAUAAUAGAGAAGACUGGACGGAAUCGAGGUACAGCGACUCUGGUGGAAAGGGCUAGACACUCGCCUCUCACGCUGAUGAAAGAUUAUUAAGACAAAAUGAUGAAAAAGAACUGGAUCUUGUUGUUUGUUGCGGGUUUCGCAUCAGCUCUUGGUCCACCACCACAUCGAACAGAGGAAGGUUCACUUCGGAGUGCUUUGAAUGCGGUUACCAGAAAACAACGAUCUUUAGAAUCCAGUCCUGAUGAAUAUUACAACGAUCUACAUUCCCUCAAAUUCUACGGCACUCGAGACCGUGAACGCGAUGACGACUUGGAAUUCUUACCAUUUGAAAAUGGUCAACUAGAGACAAUCGGUGAGGGUAUUCAAAAAACUCCACCAAAUGCUCAUUGGACAGAUGAAAAACCUGAAGGAAAUCUUAACAGUAAACUGUUCGACAAGAUGUUGCUGGAUUACUUAGGAAGUGAAGUUGGUCAGGGAGAACCAGCACCAUCCGCGUUUAGGGAACGAGAUCGAAGCGGAAGUCAAAAAAGGGGCGGAAACAAUGCUCGACCAAGUAUCGACGACAAACAAUUAGCAAAGUUAUUUUUACAAGAAUUACAGGAUGAGCCGUCCACGCAUACAGCAGAAGCUGAUGACGAAGUGGACUUGAACAUCUUCCGGGAUUGGUAUAACGAUAAGCACAAUGUUGAACCUGAAAGUAAAGCUGAAGGGUACGACUUCCUAAAUACACCGAUGUCUUGGGGUGGAACUUUCAGUAAACAAGAUUCCAAGAAUCAGGAUCGAAACCUUGUAUAUGUGCUACCUGCAGAGCGCAGAAAUGUAAACGGCAGGUACCCAUUAGGACGAGAAUACAAGGAAUACAGAGAGUUAAGGAAACGUUAUCCAGUUGCUAAGAGGAGCCCCAAACCAAUGCAGCAAAAAAGACAAGUAACAGAUCCGAAGGUGGCACAGGAUCUGGGGAAUUUAUUUGGCCAAAAAACUAAACGCCAUCACGACCACACACGUGAGCAUGAUCAUUCUCACUCUCAUGACCACGAUCACAAACACGAACAAACAUCGGAGGCGCCCAACACUACGACCCACUCAAAGGUUCAAGAUAAGAAAGUAAGCGAACAAGAUAGGCCGAGAGAACAUCCAAUUGAAAUCAAGAAGAAAAGUGUCGAUUGGUCCCAGUAUUUUGGAAUCGAUCGUAGGAAGAAGAAGGCAAAUUUAUUAGCUAGACCUGGUACACAGGACCAAGAUGACGAAUGGCUACUACAACUAUAUUACAAGACAAUGGCAGAGAAUUUGAAACCAUCAGAACGCGUUGCCAAUAGAGAUAGCAGUGAAAAAAGAAACAUGCUGCAACAAAUAGAUUCGAGACUGAAAAAUCUUGAGGAUCUAAUAAUCGAAGAGCCGUUACGAUACACAGGCUCGAGAGAUGCCCUCGAUAUCCAGAAGGUCAAAGAUAAUAUCAUGGCUCGAGCAGCGGCGUCUUAUUCUUUGGAAAAAAUGAGACGGACGCUGAGCGAAUUUCAAAAUAAUGUAGCCGGACAAAAACAAACUCAAAAAGUGACUUCUCCACAGAAUAAUCUCACCACCGGGUUGCCCGACAAUACGAACGACGACAAACGCGGCGGUAACAACGAAACCAGUGACGAAGGUACCGACGAUGACGCAGGUUGUCCUGAUAUCGAAAUUGUCGAGAGAAGAUGCAAGGCAGUUGAUAUGUGGGUGGGAAAUAGGGCGCAAAUUUUCUAUCCACUUUGUAUCAUGCAUCAAAUCUGCCGCGCCUGUGUUCAAGAGGAGAAGGACGAUCGAUCGUGCGAUAAGCUAUUUUCUUCGGCGUCUAGGGCAUGUGAAGGUCACGUCGGCUGUAUAAGGGCAGCACACGUUGCCCGCACAACAUUAUCACAGUUGCAACCACUCGCUGGGACACCCGGUUUGUGUCUUUGCGAAUUGCAGGCUCAGAUGAGAAAGUAAUCACUGAGUGAUAAUAACCAUGGCGAGGCUUUCCUAUGAUUUGAAACGACUUUCGUAUGAUGUUCGAUUUAAAAUAACUGUUAAAAGACAUUCCAUA
Diprion similis is the source of this 2113-nucleotide messenger RNA. RefSeq lists its product as uncharacterized. Bases 151 to 2016 code for a protein of 621 amino acids. The record is from RefSeq and is a predicted model, not a curated record. The transcript has 10 exons. Lineage: Eukaryota; Metazoa; Arthropoda; Insecta; Hymenoptera; Diprionidae.